Molecule: messenger RNA, 540 nt
Organism: Sorghum bicolor (sorghum)
Lineage: Eukaryota; Viridiplantae; Streptophyta; Magnoliopsida; Poales; Poaceae
Exons: 3
Coding region: 1-540 (179 amino acids)
Source: RefSeq, a predicted model, not a curated record
AUGGGUUCUGUUGAUAAAACUUUGUUUCUCCUCAAGCAAGGCACUGACACUCUUUUGGUUCAGAUAUACGUGGAUGAUAUCAUUUUCGGUGGCUCUUCUCAUGCACUUGUUGGCAAGUUUGCAGAAACUAUGAGCAGGGAAUUUGAGAUGAGCAUGAUGGGCGAGUUGACGUUCUUUCUUGGUUUGCAAAUCAAGCAAACUAGAGAAGGGACAUUUGUGCACCAAGGCAAGUACACCAAGGACGUACUCAAGAAAAUUGAUAUGGGCGAGGCCAAGCCUCUCUCGACGCCCAUGUCGACCACGACGGCCCUGGAUGCAGAUGAAGAAGAAGUUGUGGACCAGAAGGAGUACCGAAGCAUGAUCGCGUCGCUAUUGUACCUGACGGCGACAAGACCGGACAUCCAGUUCGCGCUUCCUCCUCUCUUUCUCUUUGCGGCUAUUCUGAUGCAGAUUAUGCCGGCUGCCGUGUUGAGCUUCGCGAUGGGUAGAGGCAGCAGUGCUACCAGCGCCGGUGCUCUUGCACUGUACGUGCUCAUCUGA